Messenger RNA from Caenorhabditis elegans, 1204 nucleotides. It is a transcript of the gene C07G3.8, whose product is annotated as T20D4.11-like domain-containing protein. Lineage: Eukaryota; Metazoa; Nematoda; Chromadorea; Rhabditida; Rhabditidae. The transcript is spliced from 3 exons. Bases 376 to 1185 code for a protein of 269 amino acids. The record is from RefSeq and is marked reviewed.
UUUUGAUCAGAGUAUGAGUAUAUUAGGUGUUGAAAAAUUAAUACCUUUGAAAUGGUAGUUGACAUGCCGAAUUCUUUUUUCUUCAAAUUUUGAGACCCGCAAGAUGUCGGCCGCCCCAAAUUUUUUCAGAGUCGAGAUGUCAAUUAUCUUUCUCCUGAUUUCCGAUUUCCUGAUUAUUGAGUUCUAAUCGACCUUUCAAAUCCCAAGUGAGUCACUAAACAUUUUGGUCAAAGUAUACGUCUACCUACCUACAUGCACGCGAGAUUAUUUAUUGUAAAUAGUCUCCCCCACUCAUGAUAUAAAUAUGUGACCGUUACAAAAAUUAAGCGACAUUGCAGUGUGUUGGUCUACCUGAUCUCCAAAAAUAUUUGGAAAAUGUCACUUUUGAAGGCUACUGUUGUAUUCAUUCUUAUUUCAGCAGUUAGUACUGCUCCGGCAGGAUCGUUUUUGACAGAAGACGUAAAUUCUUGCAUUGAAUGGUUUUAUACCGCAGCUGAAACUAGAAACAUCUCAUGUUUGGGAGAAUAUGAUUUUUUGUCGAACGACAAGCAAAUCCAGAAAAUGGCGUUUUUGGAUGGCAAAUCUUGCUUCCUCGAUGCGACCAAAACCCAGUGCAGUUCCGGCUAUAAGACGAUCACUGAGAAUUAUGAAGGAAUUGUGAAUUUUCUCACCACACCACCAAACACAACAUCGGAUAGUUGCGAGGGCUCCUAUUAUUUUUACGAAUCAUUUAGAUGUACAGCUUUGAUCAAUGGGUUUGCAAAUAAGGUAAAACAUAUCUCACUGGAAGUUGAUUCUAAUGAUGCCAGGACACCCAAAGUGAUUGAGCAAUGUUUUCAAGCAGAGGAAUGCACCAAAUCAAACUGCUAUUUCACCGAUUCACAAAGAUCAACGCUGACGGACACAUGCGAGAGCAUGGCACUGAAAAACAGUUACUUCCUGAAAUGUGUUGCCGAACUUGAACAAAAGCGUCCAGAUAUCUCUUCGUAUCGUUGCCUCAAUGGGACGGACAUUUAUAGUGAGGAUCUGUCGGUUCAAAUCGAGCUAUUCACAACAAAAAGAGGAUGUUCUAGAUGGGUUAUGAGGAAGCAUUGUGGUGAAAAAUCGAUGAUUGAUUUUCGCCAGAAUGCAGAGAUUUAUGUCAAGACUCUUGAGAAAUUAACUCAAAGUGGAAUGACUGGAUGAGCCUGAAACAUUUUGAAAC